CGCCAUUUGUGGGACGGACUCCCGACCAACAGUGAGCUUUUCUGUUUCCGCAUGUGCUCUGCUUAUAUCUCUAUUUCCUUGAAUGAUUCGAGCAUUCGAAUACUGCAUAGCGGUGCAACGUAGAGUCUGACAGACUAACCAAGACAGCGUUGAAGUCACCGCGGUCAUGUCCGAACUGAACAUCGCCGGUCGCCCACGUCGCUCAACACGUACGCCUGCCAAGGCCCCGGUCACCCUUUCAACAUCAGAGAACACAUCGAAAUUCCGCGUCAAGUGGAAGGAACCACAGUCCGAUAAGGACAAAACCGACAAGCUGUCAGCUCUUCUCAUGAACCCAAAGAGCAAGCUCACAAAGAUAGAUUGUGCCGAUGUCCUAAAUUACGAGAACUUCCUAGACUUGUCCCCUGAGUCGCAAGAUCUGCUCGUGGCCCUGCUGCCGCCCACAUCGUUCUAUACAUUCCGCCCAACCAUACCUCCCACGCAUUCUUCCCGCCAAGCGCCGACUGUGCCGCAGCCAGAAUUUCAAGAACAAAGCACAGCGACACUAGACCCUACGACUUUUACCUCACCUUUCUUCCUCUCUGCUGCGCGGACGUUCCAGGACCACUUAUUCUCCGGCUGGUUCGGCAAGAAAGCAAAAGAAAACCUCGACCAGUUCACCGUGGGCGUCCGAGAGGGCGAUCUGCAUGCGGAGUGGAAAGAUGAUGCCUGGCUGCGCGAACAUCCGUCCCGAGAAGCGCGGUACUUUUUGGGGAGCAAUGAACUUAUUCACGGACGAUUAAGUCCGCAGCGGAUCGAUAUGAGCACCUUGGCCGAACAAGGACUAUUGCAAGAAGGUGAUAUCCUCUCCUACCGCCGAGAGUUCCCCGAUUUGCAGCUGGUCGUAGAAAAGGAUGUACUAAUCGAUUCAAUUGAUCAGCGCACUUACACUCUCGGUGUUUUGAUACCACCGGGCACCUCACGCAGCUUGCAUGGGUCCCUUCUCAUCAAUGGGCAUGAGGAACUUGCACCAGGGGACCACACGCAGUCCAUGGAAGAUGUCUCGGAUCCAAGGACAUUGGAACAUGGCAUACUAGAUGUUGAUGGACGUGUAAGCCGGGCAGAUAGGCACGAGGCCCCGGUGCCGACUGUGCACGCGAGCUCCGCGGACUAUGCGGCGCGAAGGACCAAUAUUCGCCCGUGGAAAACAUUCACCGUGUGGAGGUGGCGGGGUGAAAUGCGUAAUGCAAUUGAGAUGCAGCUGUUACAAGACAUGGGAGGCCGAGAAAGAUUUGGCACCUUAUUUUACUUGCGAGCUCACUGUCGAUAA
This is a messenger RNA of Postia placenta MAD-698-R-SB12, 1309 nucleotides long. RefSeq lists its product as hypothetical. The transcript has 6 exons. The record is from RefSeq and is a predicted model, not a curated record. The coding region runs from base 167 to 1309 and encodes 380 amino acids. NCBI's taxonomy places the organism in Eukaryota, Fungi, Basidiomycota, Agaricomycetes, Polyporales, Adustoporiaceae.